AGGAGCACCGUACACAAUAACUGAGGCAGGGAUUUAGAUCACAAAGACAGGCACAUUUGCACCCUUAGUGUAUGUGGGUCAGCAAUAUUAUGAUGAGCAAUAAUCAAUAAUAAUGUAUUUUUAAAAUUUCCUAGCAAGUGGGUAAAGUGUGCAAGACACGUUAAGCACCAUUCGAAACUUGUGAAUGAACUCCAAAGACUGCGCGUAACCGCGAUGGACACCCUGGACCAGCCUCGCUGCACACGCUGGGAUUGCCUUGAGACAUUGCCACGCAGUUGAGAUAUCAUAUCCUCCAACCUUCACUAGACGUGUGGGACAGAAUAUCAUCACGUAUUUUGUGAGCUUGCACUUGUAACAACGUUAUAUAAAAUAGGUGUACACCUUUUAACGCAACUGAUUCUAAAAGCUGGUCAAACUACAGUAAUACUGGAAACAUUUUUUUGCCAUAAAAGAAUAUUCAACAAAUGGAAAAUAAGAGUGAUAUUGCAAGGUGAUUAACGGCGUAGAUUAAGCAACCAGCUGUACUUGUAGGCCUUAAUGGAGGCCUGGACAUUCCUGUGGAGCGCUGACGCCGGUGGCGAGAUAGGGAGGGACAUGGCCAGGUAAUUUAUGAUGGUGUGAGCUCCGUGCGCACUGCCUGCCGCAAUUUAGCCAAACUUCCCCCAGCCAGAGUAAUAUGAAACUAGCCUUCGUGAACAGCAACCAGGAUGAUUUAUGAUCUGGCUGACCUCAACUAUAGCUACAACGUGAGCGACGACCCGUUCAGCUUACUGGACCGGGAAUGGAGCGACACUCCAAAAGAGACCCUCUCCAGGACUGGCUUCAUCGUGCUCUCCGUGUUUCUGGGCUUGAUCAUGACCUUCGGCUUCCUCAACAACUUCGUCGUACUGCUCCUCUUCUGCAAGUUCAAGAAGCUGCGUACCCCGGUCAACAUGCUCCUGCUCAACAUCAGCGUGAGCGACAUGCUGGUGUGCAUGUUCGGGACCACGCUGAGUUUUACCUCCAGUAUCAAGGGAAAGUGGCUCCUGGGCCGCCACGGCUGCUUGUGGUACGGUUUCAUCAACUCCUGCUUCGGUAUCGUGUCGUUGAUCUCCCUGGUGGUCCUGUCCUACGACCGCUACAGCACCCUGACCCUGUACAACAAGCGUGGUCCUGACUACCGCAAGCCCCUGCUGGCUGUGGGGGGCUCCUGGCUCUACUCCAUAUUCUGGACGGUGCCCCCCCUGCUGGGCUGGAGUAGCUACGACUUGGAGGGGGCCGGCACCAGCUGCUCUGUGUCAUGGACCCUGAGGACGGCUCAGUCCCACGCCUACAUCAUCUGUCUGUUCAUCUUCUGUCUGGGUCUGCCCAUCGUCAUCAUGGUCUACUGCUACUUUCGGCUGCUGUGGGCCGUCAAACAGGUGGGUAAGAUACGUAGGACAGCGGCGCGGCGGAGAGAGUACCACAUCCUGUUCAUGGUGCUGACUACGGUGGUGUGCUAUAUAUUGUGCUGGAUGCCCUACGGCGUGGUGGCCAUGAUGGCGACGUUUGGCCGGCCCGGCAUCAUCACCCCCGUGGCCGCCGUGGUGCCCUCGCUCCUGGCCAAGAGCAGCACUGUCAUCAACCCUCUCAUCUACAUCCUCAUGAACAAACAGUUCUACAGGUGUUUCCUGAUCCUGAUCCGGUGCGACCGGCCCUCCGUGGAGAACGGCCAAUCCUCCAUGCCCUCCAAGACCACCGCCAUCCAGCUUAGCCGCCGUGUCUACAGCAACACGGUGGCAUGCACCGCCCGGAUCUCCACGGGUAUCCAGAACCAUGGCUGCAGCACCCCGGCCACCGAGCACACCAACCCGCCCGAGGUCACUCUCUCAUGAGCGGGCACGCCGGGAAGGCCUGGUGGAUGUUGAUGCACGGCUCAGCUAGCUAGCUACUGUACUGUGCCGACCAAUAGGCUCCAAGGCCCAUGCUCUCCUCCGCUCCAGCCCAACCCCUUCCAUUUAUUUACUGACUGCUGUGUUAAUCUAUAUGUAGGAGUGAAAUUGUGCAUGCAAGAGAAAGUACAUUUCUGUGUAUGUAUACUGGGGGGGGGGCUGUAGAGUGAGC
Molecule: messenger RNA, 2082 nt
Organism: Salmo salar (Atlantic salmon)
Lineage: Eukaryota; Metazoa; Chordata; Actinopteri; Salmoniformes; Salmonidae
Product: parapinopsin
Biological process (GO): visual perception; G protein-coupled receptor signaling pathway
Cellular component (GO): membrane
Molecular function (GO): G protein-coupled receptor activity
Source: RefSeq, a predicted model, not a curated record